Molecule: messenger RNA, 3435 nt
Organism: Saccharomyces paradoxus
Lineage: Eukaryota; Fungi; Ascomycota; Saccharomycetes; Saccharomycetales; Saccharomycetaceae
Gene: SAK1
Product: serine/threonine protein kinase SAK1
Exons: 1
Coding region: 1-3435 (1144 amino acids)
Biological process (GO): intracellular signal transduction; protein phosphorylation
Cellular component (GO): cytoplasm
Molecular function (GO): ATP binding; protein serine/threonine kinase activity
Source: RefSeq, a predicted model, not a curated record
AUGGGCACCAGUGAUCAAAAAGUUAACGUCGAAGAGGUCGAUGUACCUUCAAACUUACAACUAGAAUUAGAAAAAUCAGGCGCCAGUAGCAACGCAUCCCUCCGAAGCCCGACUAAGACCAGCGCUACAAAUUUGGCGGGUAUGCCUGAAGAUGCAAGAGAUAAUGCAUCCAUAGCUUCUUCAUCGGUAGACUCCCUCAACAUGCUAUUGGAGCGGCAAAGAUUAAGGCAAUUGAACCAUCCACAACAUCAACAGCACAUAAGUAGUUCACUAGCAAAGACUUCAACCACGUCUUCAUCGUUUUGUUCAAGCGGAAGCUCUAAGAAUAAAGUUAAGGAAACCAAUCGAAUAUCUUUAACAUACGAUCCAGUAUCAAAGAGGAAAGUUUUAAAUACUUAUGAAAUCAUCAAAGAACUAGGCCAUGGACAACAUGGAAAAGUGAAGCUGGCAAGAGAUAUACUCAGUAAACAAUUAGUAGCGAUUAAAAUCGUUGAUAGACAUGAAAAGAAACAGAGGAAGUUUUUCACAUUUAUCAAAUCGAGUAAAAUAUCCGAAAACGAUAAAAUAAAACGAGAAAUUGCCAUUAUGAAAAAGUGCCAUCACAAACACGUCGUACAACUGAUAGAAGUUCUAGAUGAUUUAAAAUCAAGAAAAAUAUACUUAGUUCUAGAGUAUUGUUCGCGAGGUGAGGUAAAAUGGUGUCCACCGGAUUGUCUGGAAUCAGAUGCUAAAGGACCUUCGUUAUUAAGUUUUCAAGAAACGCGGGAGAUAUUGAGAGGCGUAGUGCUCGGAUUAGAAUAUCUACAUUACCAAGGGAUAAUUCAUCGAGAUAUUAAGCCUGCCAACUUAUUAAUAUCAGGAGAUGGCACUGUCAAGAUUUCGGAUUUUGGAGUUUCAUUGGCUGCCAGCAGUACAAAUAGUUCUGAUAGUAGCGAAUCCAUAGACGAGUUAGAAUUGGCGAAAACAGUGGGUACGCCUGCAUUUUUUGCCCCCGAAAUGUGCCUGGGUGAGGAUGCAUUCACCAAGUAUAAUUUAACAAAAGAAAAUUUAUUUCGUGGCUCUUGCAUCUCGUUCAUGAUAGAUAUUUGGGCUGUAGGUGUGACCUUGUACUGUCUUCUUUUUGGAAUGUUACCUUUUUUUUCUGAUUUUGAACUGAAACUAUUUGAAAAAAUUGUAAAUGACCCGUUAAAAUUUCCAACAUAUAAAGAGAUACAGUCCAACAACGUGUCUAAAGUUUCUUGUGAGGAAGAAUACAAGAUGGCAAAAGACCUUUUAUUGAAAUUACUAGAAAAAAAUCCUCAAAAAAGAAUGACGAUACCAGAAAUUAAGAAACACCCUUUUGUUUCAUGGGAUUUUGACCAUAUACCAGAAAAUGAUGAAAAGUUACUCUCUUCUACCCUCGAACAAAAGUUACGUUUCCAAUGUAAUCAAACUGAUCAAUUUGAACCCAUUUCUAUCUCAAAGCACGAAUUGAAAAACGCUGUCUCUGGUGUCGGAAAAAAAAUCAAAGAAUCCGUACUAAAGAGCAUUCCGCUGAAGGAUCCAUCAGAUCUCUCAAAUAACAAUUACCUUCAGCCAACGGAAACCAAUAGAAGCAGAGGUGACGCUAACGUUAUCGUAAGCGAAGGCUCAGUAUUAUCAAACAUUAAGGAAUUAAGUGCCGAUGAUAGGUGUUUGAACACUGACAGUGAUACUAAUAAUUACGAUUAUGACAAUGAUCAGUACAGUGGCGAUGAUAACGAUGGACAUUUAACUAAAAGAGAACUAGAACGAGAAUUAAACAAAUUUGACGAUAAACACGAGGCCAGCAAUAUGGUUAAUUUACCUAUCAACUCUUCAUUUGCAUCGUUGGAUAGUUUUUACAUAGAUAAUUUUGCAAUGGCUAGAAUGGGAAUGGGCCCUCCAGAAGCGGGAGAUUCGGUUUCAUCUGCACCAAAUCUUCCCUCUGCACCAUCUUCAACAAGACUUGGCCGAUCUCCAGUCUUUGGUGGUGUGUCCAAUCAACCAAGUCCAAUUCGUCCUGUUUUACCACAACAAAAGUCAUCAUUUUAUGCGACAGGCCGGUAUGAUAAGAGCCACAGUAGUUUUCUUAGAAAUUCCUCAUCUCAUUUAACGUCAUACAAUUCCGGUAGACCAUCUUCAAGAAGCAGCCGAAUGAACUCUCGUAACCAAAACUUACCAAAAAUACCAGAUAGCUUUUCCAAAAGCUCAACUGCAAAAUUGGCCGAACGAAGAGUUCCAAAAGAUUUAGAAAUGCCGGUACCAAAGAAAAAUCUUAACGUUGAACAUUCAAAGAAAUUUCCCGUGAAGAACAAUAACAAAGCACCCACUACAAAAGAUCCACCGAGGAAAAAUACUAAUACCAAUGAUAAGCCAGUCUCCAAAAAUUCUCCUAUAAAAUCAUUAUAUCAACGGAUGAAGCAAUCUAAGGAUAAUUCACAAACAUUCGAAGUACGUAGAGGAAAUUUUUUCAGUCACUUUAAUGGAGAUGAUGACGAUAGCAGUAGUCAAUCCUCCGUUACCAGUUCUGGCUCAGAAUCGGAUUCUGAAUUAUCAUCCACUUCAUCUUCCUGUACAUCUGGAACCCCAUCUCGGAAUAGUUCUAACAACUAUAAUAAUGCACAUUCAGAAACAGAAUCUUUACCUUUUGAGUUUGGUGUUGAUUCAGAAGAUGGAAGUGGUGUACUGUUAAGAGAUUUACCCAACGAAGACCAGAUAAGACCGUUUCUGGAUAUACAACCAUAUCGACGCAUGAAAGUCAGAAGUUCUGUAAACCCCAAGCCACCUUCCGUAUCAUCUUCUUCAUCUUCAUCAGAGGACGAAGAGGAAUUGAUUUUAAACGUCGGGGCUGCAGGUCACCGUAGAAGGCACAAUUCUUCAAGACCUGAUGAACUAUCCGCUAGUCCACAGAGGGGAUCAAAUAAUGUCAUGUAUUCAAAUGGAAGUGUUCAUGACAGCGAGACGACCAUAACGCCGCAUAACGUAGAUGGUUUGACGUUGCAUCGAACACCCAGCCAUAGUCAACCCGUUAGUAACCCUGGUUUGUUAGUACUACCAAAGCAUUUUGAUCAAAAAAAGGCCACGACGGAAACCUCUAAUCUAACAGAUAUUGUUGAAUUUAACGGUAGUAACAAUUACCAAAAGGAAAAAGAUUAUGGUAAAGUUCUUUAUUCAAGGGACUUGUUGAAAGAUGCUCUAAGCUCCACUAAUGCAGGCAGAAGAAGAUCCAUACCCUCAAAUAAAAUAAGAGGAAGAAAGGGCGCGAGUAUUGCCAUGAGUACUAAUAUCGGCGGUGAUGAGCAUCCCAGAAAUACCAGCUGCAAUGGUGAUAAAAAACAAGAAAGUGGAGGUAGAAGACAAAGGACUCACGAAAGAUCGCGAUCUUUAACAGUCGCGGAACUGAAUGAAGAAAAGAGAAGGAGUGCACUUCCAUGA